Messenger RNA from Labeo rohita (rohu), 1141 nucleotides. It is a transcript of the gene plgrkt, whose product is annotated as plasminogen receptor, C-terminal lysine transmembrane protein. The transcript is spliced from 5 exons. Gene Ontology annotation, cellular component: plasma membrane. The record is from RefSeq and is a predicted model, not a curated record. Lineage: Eukaryota; Metazoa; Chordata; Actinopteri; Cypriniformes; Cyprinidae. Gene Ontology annotation, biological process: positive regulation of plasminogen activation. The coding region runs from base 149 to 598 and encodes 149 amino acids.
AUUGACGUCUGCGCACAACAACCAAUAAGAGUCGAGGGAGAGCCAAUCAGCGGUGAGACCGUUUCUGCGUCAGUGACGUGCCGUCAGUGCGUACUCAGAGCUCGCGUGCCCUUGGCGUUUGAUAAACUCCAGAAUCAGUUUUCUAAGGAUGGGUUUCCUGCUCUCCAAGUCCAUGGAGCAGAACUUCCAGAAACAGCAGGAGUUCAUGCUGCUCAACGCGCGGAUGCAGUUGGAGCGUCAGCUGCUGAUGCAGAAUCAGAUGCGUGAGCGUCAGAUGGCGAUGCAGGUCGCCUGGUCCAGAGAGUUUCUCAAGUACUUUGGUUCCUUCUUUGGUUUGACUACGCUGGGUCUCACUGUCGGAGCCGUCAAAAAGAGGAAAGCUGCUCUCCUGGCUCCUGUGGUUCCUCUGAGCUUCAUCCUGGCGUAUCAGGUGGACGCGGCGUACGGGUCGCUGAUUCACCGCAUGAGGGAGGAGGCCGAGAGCAUCAUGGCGUCUGAGAGCGAGCGUCUGGCUCUUCCUCAGGGAAUGCCUACGUUCGAGAGCAUCGAGAAAUCUCGCCGGGCCAAAGCUCAUCUCUCGUCUCUGCUGGAGAAAUGAGGAAUCCUGACGUCACCGAUCGACUGCAGCAACGCUGACGAACGUUUCCUCAAUUAACCGACGGAGGAAAUUCCACUGAGAAACACUCAAAGGAAGAGAAUUUCAGACCGAUCUCAGUCCUUUAACAUGAAGCCAAUAUUUCACCCAAAAUAGUUUUGGGUUUCAUUGAUCAUCACGCGAUCGGUCGACUCUCAGGUGUUUGUUCACACGUAUUGCCUAAUAAUGUUUGAACGCAUGUCGAGAGAAUAUGAUUAAAAGAUGCUGUGUGUGCGCGUUCAUCUUUGUACUUACUCGCUAUUAUAACGGAGAAUCUGACUGUGUUCCGUUUUUAUUGUGAUCGUGAUCUUUGUGUCCAACAAUAAAUCGUUAAAGCGGAUUUUAAUGUCUUUCUUCCAUAACGUGCAGAGAAUUCUCUGUGUUCAUUUGUGUGAUGCGAUACCACAACGUUGUAAUUUGGGCUGAUUUUAUUAAAACAUGACUCUCAAAAUGAAGCCAAUGUCUGCUCAUGAAAAUAAAACAGAUUGUGUAUCUUCUAUGAUCUUC